Phyllotreta striolata is the source of this 1648-nucleotide messenger RNA. The record is from the annotation of a GenBank genome assembly. NCBI's taxonomy places the organism in Eukaryota, Metazoa, Arthropoda, Insecta, Coleoptera, Chrysomelidae.
GAUGGUUUUGACAUUCAUUGAAUUUUAUAAUUUAUCAUCUGCACAAAAAUACCGAUUUUUUUUAAUAUUUUAGUUACAGAUGAGACUCGUUUGAUUGAAAAAGUGAAAAAUUAAUCGAAACCAUGCCUUGUGAAAUGAUAACUCUCCAACUCGGCCAAUGCGGCAAUCAAAUUGGUUUUGAGUUUUGGAAACGAUUGUGCGCCGAACAUGGCAUAAAUCCCGAAGGAAUACUGGAAGAUUUCGCCACUGAAAGUAUCGACCGUAAAGAUGUGUUUUUCUACCAAGCCGAUGACGAACAUUACAUUCCAAGAGCUGUGUUGUUAGAUUUAGAACCGAGAGUUAUAAACACCAUAUUAAAUUCUCCUUACUCGAAGCUGUACAAUCAAGAAAAUGUAUUUCUAUCGAAGAAUGGUGGUGGUGCAGGUAACAACUGGGCGUCGGGUUUUUCCCAAGGCGAAAGGCUCAACGAAGAAAUCUUCGAUAUCAUCGACAGAGAAGCAGAAGGUAGCGACAGUUUGGAAGGUUUCGUUCUGUGCCAUUCGAUCGCUGGUGGUACAGGCUCCGGAAUGGGUUCGAACAUCCUUGAGAAACUCUCCGAUAGAUUUCCUAAAAAAUUGGUUCAAACGUACAGUGUAUUUCCCAAUUUGGAUGAAAUAAGCGAUGUGGUUGUACAGCCAUACAACUCGCUGCUUACCCUGAAGAGAUUAACCAAAUCGGCGGAUUCCGUGGUGGUUCUGGAUAACACAGCAUUAAAUAGAAUUGCGGCGGAUCGUUUGAAAAUACAGAAUCCCACGUUUACUCAAAUCAACAGUUUGGUCAGUACGAUUAUGUCGGUUUCUACAACAACAUUGAGAUAUCCUUCGUACAUGAACAACGAUUUGAUGGAGCUGUUGGGACCUUUGAUUCCAACGCCUCGUUUGCAUUUCUUGAUGACUGGCUACACUCCCCUGUCGACCGAUACAGACGAGGCCAGCGUCAGGAAAACCACUGUUUUAGACGUUAUGAGGCGGCUGUUGCAACCGAAGAACAUGAUGGUGUCCACAGCACAGGACAGAAGCUCCCAGCAUUGCUUCAUUUCUAUACUCAACAUCAUUCAGGGAGAGGUGGAUGCUACUCAAGUGCAUAAAUCGUUGCAAAGGAUACGCGAACGCAAACUCGCCCAGUUCAUCCCUUGGGGCCCCGCUAGUAUACAGGUUGCUCUAUCGAGGAAGUCUCCUUACAUUCAGUCCGCUCACCGAGUCUCAGGUCUUAUGUUGGCUAAUCAUACUAAUAUAAGUUCUCUGUUUGAUAGGGCUCUAACGCAGUACGACAAAUUGAGAAAGAGGGAGGCGUUUUUGGAUCAGUUCAAAAAGGAGGAUAUGUUUAAAGAUAAUUUGGACGAAUUGGAUUCGAGUAGAGAGGUGGUUCAAGAUUUGGUCGAUGAAUACGUCGCGGCCACUAAAGAGGAUUAUUGUUUGUGGGAUAACAAUUCGAAUGAUUUUAGCGAUUUGAAGCCGUAGUUUCAUUUUUGAAAAUAUUUGCCACGAGUUGUUGAUUAUGAUCUGUAUUUUCGUUGUUCGAAUAGCGCCAUUAUUAGUAAUGUUAAUGUUUAAAAUAAGGUACAUGCCAUAAUAAAUUAACGCCAUUUUUCAGAAGUUUGUGUUAUUCC